Molecule: messenger RNA, 4641 nt
Organism: Cryptomeria japonica (Japanese cedar)
Lineage: Eukaryota; Viridiplantae; Streptophyta; Pinopsida; Cupressales; Cupressaceae
Exons: 12
Coding region: 946-4086 (1046 amino acids)
Biological process (GO): regulation of DNA-templated transcription
Molecular function (GO): DNA-binding transcription factor activity; protein dimerization activity
Source: RefSeq, a predicted model, not a curated record
GUAGGGAAAGGACAGAGACUAGAUCAAAAAAGCUUACAUACAACAAAUUCAUGUUCUUCUGCAAAUGAUCGGAUGAUGAAUGCGCUCCCGCUUAAAUAUCUUGUUGGCUUUGGCCUUGAGGAAUAUAAUUUUUAUUUUGAGUCUUUCUGAGCGCCUGAAGAUUAAUCGCUGUGUUUUCUCCGGUGCAUUGCUUCAGAAGAAUUAAAAUUGUUGCCAUUGAAGCAAAAGCUUGCAGAAUAGUGUAAACCUGACAAAUUGAAGGAAAAUUUCAGUUAAUUUGAAGGCCUUGUAAUUUUGUGAAGAUCAAAAAAUGCGCGGAAGUGGCCUUUUCAUGCAUUUUCUGCAGGGGAUCUUGUGUUAAAUAACUUGCAGCUUUUCCCACGGGUUGUGUCAUCCUUCAGGCCUGUAACAAUUUGGUCUGCAAGACAGUUUGAAAUUUUCGCAGUGCUUGGCGGUAUUGAAAUCAGAGCAUUAUAUAUAUAGCCGUUAAUUUUGAAACAAAUAAAAGAUCAGUGCGGUGUAUUCUGAGUUUUUUAAGCUCCCUGUAAGGAAAUUCAAAUUCUGAAGUGGGUAGUUGGUCGGUGGUAAAUAUUAUUUAUCUUGCACGAGGUUUUUUUUGGUUUUUGUUUUUGUAGCAUUUUUGGAAGGCCAGUUAAGCAUCGAGCGUCUUCGCAAGGAUUUUGUAAUAUCUUCAAAAUCACAGAAAUUAUUGUGCCAGGAGGCCAAGGUUUGUAGUGCAGAUAAAAAAGAGUAGAAGAAAAUUAGUGUGUGAAAUAACGAUGAAUCAUCUGCCGCUGAGUACCGCGCUUCCACCGAGAAAACGAAGAGCUUCUCUGCGUCGAAAGCAAGCGGGAAGAGCUUCUUUCCGAGCCAGUUAGGCAAAGUUAUGCUGUUCUGAUAUUUGAAUUUGGCCGAAUUAAAAGACAUAAUAUUCAGAACGAGGAAAUGAGCGUGAUUUUACAAGACAACCUGAAAAGUCUCUGCCACAAGAAUGGAUGGUGUUAUGCCGUUUUCUGGAAGCUUAAGCGGCGAGGUCGCAUGUUGUUGACAUGGGAAGAUGGAUACUAUGAAUUUGCAAAAUCAUCUUUUGCCCCAAAUGAUUAUUCUUGUAUCGAAUCACUUUUUGACAAAUUUGAAACUGGAGGUAGUUCACAUGACUACGACAUCUGUGGUCAAGAGUUACGCUCCAUGAAAGAUAAAAUUGGUCUGGCUGUGGCCAAGAUGUCGUACCAGAUUUAUUCACUUGGAGAAGGUGUUGUUGGACGUGUUGCAUUCACGGGAAAACAUCAAUGGGUUAUUAGACAAAAGAAUUGCAUGAUAACUGGUCAAAUGCUUGAGUGUCCAACUGGAUGGCAGAAUCAAUUUGACUGUGGAAUCAAGACAAUAGCGGUUGUGGCUGUAGUACCACAUGGUGUGGUGCAACUCGGUUCCAUGCAAACGAUUAUGGAGGAUGUGGAAUUCAUAAGCCACAUACGAAAUGUCUUUGGUAAUCUUCAAAAUAUUCCAGGAGCAUUUCAGCCUGACUAUUUACAAGAACCUUUAAACAGGAAGAUUCAAGGCUCUGUUUUUCCAUCAUUUUCAACAAAACCAACAACAGAUGGUAAUCCCUACCAGAUGCCGAUAAGUGCUUCAAAUUAUUUUCAAGAUCAUCUUAAUAAACCUAAUUUGAAAACUCAAGAUCCCAACGUUCUUGAUGGAUUUGGUGAUCAUUGUAGUAUAAGUGAAUUGGAUAAGAAGAUUCAGGCUAAACCUUGUUUAGUGUCUUCCCAAAACAUAUCCAGUCCUUCAAUAGAAAUAUCAAAUCAACACUCUGAAUUGCAGCAAAAGCAUGAGAAUAUAAACAGCUUUAGUUGUUCUGUUACCAUUGAGAUGGGAACUUGUUGUGACGAGAUCCUUGAAAUUGAAUUGCAAGAGUUUUCGAAUGGCCUCAUUGAAGAAGACAAUCAAGUUGAGAUAUUGAGUGAAGAGCUACAAAUUAUCAUAAGUGAGCCCAGAACUAAAAUGGAAGAAACAGGGAUUUUACCAAUGGAAACAAUAAGUCAUUUUCAAGGAAUGCUGGGAAUAAAUAAGUCCUUAGCUGAUAAUCAAUGUGCACCGCUCACUGGUUUGGGCAUAAGAAACAACAACCUUGGAAUUAUGGAGCAACAUUUGCAGAUGCCUGGCACUUCUACUGUAGUGCAAUAUGAGUCUAAUAACAUGUUAGCAGCUCUGCAUGAAAUAUCUACCUUGAACUCUAAUAUUUAUCAAGUUGAAUCAAAAACUGAGAGGGAACCAUCUGAAAUUGCUGGUCAAGAACUGUUUGGAGAAGCAAUGGUUGCAGUGAGGACUUCUAGCAUAAAUAAUUUACAUGAGAAAAAUAUGCUACCACCUGCUUCAGCACUUCAGUAUGCUGCUAGUCAGUCUGAAUCUUCAGCAUCAUUGAGUCUGAUUCCAUUUACAAACAAGUCAACUGGGGUAAACACAAGUCCUUUGCCUAAGGUGGAGGUGAAUGUCGAAUGUGUUUACAGAUAUCCUACAAUUUAUUCAGGCUGCAUUCAAACUUGUGCUUUUGAUUGUGGGGAGAAUUUCAUGAGUCAUCUCAGUGUGGGAUCACCAGACUUGUUAGACAGUGGUCUUUUAACUUCUGAACCAGGUAAAAUAGAACAGCAGCCUUGGCUUGAAGAAAGUAGUCAGAAAUAUGAGGCUGUCUUCUCUGAGGACGGUUUAGUUGAAACACUGAACUAUGCAGAAGGAAGUUUUGAAGAUUUAGAAUCUUUCUCUCAAAAUCAUUUUGUCAUUAGAUAUGGUCACUGUGAUUCCAGUGAGGAUGUACCCAGUGACUGUAAGCUUUUAAAAUCAGUCAUUAGAGACCAAGACUAUCUGCCAAAUGCAGUUUCAAAACCUUUUGAAAUGGAUAAGGCAUUUCAAACAUUGGAAUCAGCCUUAGUAACAAAAACAGAUACAGAUGCCAGGGAUGAAAACUUGUUGUUGGAAAGGAAACUACCAGAAUUGCGUUGUCUUCCUCAAUUAUAUGGAAUUUCGUCUGGUUCAACUUGUCACUCUGUUGUGACACAAUGUAUCAGUCCAUCUAUGGAUACAGAUAUGGAGGGAGGUCUUUCAUAUGAAACUAACUCUGAACAUCUUUUAGAUGCAGUAGUGGGUAAUUUAUAUUCAAGAGCAAACCAUGGUACAGAUGACAAUGCAUCCAGUAAGAUGACAUCCUCAGGAUUAAGUACCAUGGGUGUUCUGUGUAGCCCAUCUGUUAGAACUGAUACAUGCUUGGUAGGGCAAGCAGAUGGGUUGAAACAAACAGAAUUUAUAGUUGCCAGCCCUUCCCAGUGUAUGUUAGAUAAAGGAAACAUACAUAACUUUUGUAACAUUGAUAACGUUCACCCUGUGAACCAGGAUCACACUGUCAUAGAAAAUUUAACAAAUGAGUCCCCAUCAAUCACACAUAAAAACUCAGGGAUUGAUGAUUGUGAAAGUUCAAGGUGUGAUGAUUCAUUGAUUUCACAAGCAAAAACAUCUGCCAGUAUGGUCAAAGUCAAUAGGAAAAGGGCUAGGUCUGGUGAAAGUGGCAGGCCAAGACCAAAGGACAGACAGCAGAUUCAAGAUCGAGUUAAAGAACUGCGGGAGAUAAUACCAAAUGGAAUCAAGUGCAGCAUUGAUUCCUUAUUGGCACGCACCAUUAAACACAUGAUCUUUUUGCAAAUUGUAACCAAGCAUGCUGAAAAUUUAAAGCAGAGCUGUGAGAAAAAGGUUUUUGAUAUGGAUAACCACAUACUCGCAAGAGAUAAUCUUGAAGGUGGUGCUAGUUGGGCACUAGAGCUCUGUGGUCGAACUAUGGGGUGUCCUAUUAUUGUGGAGGAAUCAACUCAACAUCGACAAAUGAUUAUAAAGAUGGUUUGUGAGGAACAGGGACUCUUUCUUGAAAUAGCAGAUAUCAUUCGGAGCUUAGGGCUUACUAUUUUGAAAGGCAGCAUGGAAGUUCGUAAUGAGAAGAUCUGGUCACACUUUAUUGUUGAGGCAAAUCAAGAUGUUCACAGGGUGGAGGUUUUGUGGUCACUUGUGCAAUUAUUGCACCUAACUCCAAGAACAGAUCAAUAACUUGUAUUCAGCCUGUUUCACCCAGGUCUCAGGGCAUUGAAAAUAAUUUUCAAUCGUACAAUAUGCUCUAGCAAUUUCUGCAACGCUCCUCAUUUGACGUAUUUGACACAUGGAGAUAUCUCCAAUAUUCUCCUUCAACCAUGGCUGGGAGGUUGCAGACAUAACUAGCUAUGUGUUUUAAAUAAAAUCAUGGCUGAUCUAGUUUCUGUUUUUGCAAAUGUGAAUAAGUUUAUUAAUGACUUAUUGAUGAACUGGUCUGCCUCUUGUGAAUAUCACUGUAAUGCAAGUUGUUUCUAGAAGUUCCAGGAUUUGUAUUUUCUGCAGGAUUGAAACCAAGUUAACCUUGCGAUUAGUGUUUUCAUUUUCUUUCCGUAUGGAAGAAUGAGAUUAAGUCAUUGUGAAAUUCAAUUCACAACUCUGACUAAAGGUAUUGUGGAGGCCUCUUAGUAUUUAACGUGUUUCUUAUCUGCUGGGAAAAUUUCUAUUGAACACUUCCCCACUUGUAAUAUAUUUUGGUUAUUAUAUUCUGAAUAUCUAGGGAAAACUUUUCCAUUU